Danio rerio (zebrafish) is the source of this 2780-nucleotide messenger RNA. Lineage: Eukaryota; Metazoa; Chordata; Actinopteri; Cypriniformes; Danionidae. The record is from RefSeq and is a predicted model, not a curated record.
ACUCUCUUCUAUUUUGCCUGAGUUUUGUCAAGAUGUUUAGUCAGCAUUUUCCACCAUGAAAUUCAGUAUCUGUGUUACUAGUGUUCAAAUAUGUAGGAUUGUUUUAUGAUGGCUGGUGUAAAAUUAAUGAUAUUGAACGAUGAGAGGCACUGCUCAACAAUAUAAAAUGUGUGUUUAUGUUUCACUUAUGUUGACCUUUGGAAAAUGUUAUAUUUUUCCCUUUCGUUCUCCAUUCUGGCUUAGGAUCAGCAGCUCCCUGACUCUUCUAGUCUUUAUAAAUGCUGUGUUUUCAGCAGCUAUGAGAGAUGGGGGUGAAGAUUUGAUACAUUUUCUUAAGGAUGCCUUUGAAAUGAAUCAGACUCUGGACCAAACUGAACCCACACAGCUCUCAGAAAUUAGCCUAGUACCUGAAAUGAUUCUGGAGGCUGUACAUCCAACAGAUCCAAGUGCAGAAUGUAAAGUUCCAGAAAUAGCUGACCUUUCCAAAACAACCCCAAAACCAAAUUCUGUUGAAGUUGCAGAUGUUUCUGAAGAGAGAUCUAUUGAGACCAGCAGCUCGGACAGCAGAUUACCUGAAAGAGCAUCAACUGAAGACAGCAGAGAGAGUGACAAGUACAAAAGAUUAGAGCUGAGAACAGCACUCGCAGAUGCUCACAAAGCAUUACAGGAGCAUUAUGGGAACUCAGCAGAGAGUAUGAGUAUGGACAGUACUGACAUUGAGAGAGACUGGACCCAGGGCUCAAAUCAACAAAGUAAUAAAGAAUCAGUGAUGAAGGAUGUUAGUAGUCAAGAAAAGGACAGACCCGAAGAAAAUGAAAGAUACCAGAAGAUGGUUAAAAAACAUCAUUUCGACAGUCCAGAAUUUGUGGACAGACCAGACAGUGAAGAACAAGGAAUAUCUCAGGAACAAAUCUCAGGGAUCGUAGCAAAACCAAACUUCCAGGCCACUCUGGACGACAGCAGGGAAGCGGCUGGUGGAAUCCCAGGAUGCACAGAAACAUCUGCUGAACAUCCCAUGGAAGAGAACAACAGUCUGGAUGACACUAAUGUGGAGCAGAUCCGAAAGGACACGCCGAGGUAUCAGAACCAGCUGAAGAAAAUAUGUCCCAGUAAGAGAGUACGAGCAUCUGUCAACCCGAGUGCACAGCUGGAUCUCCACAGUCCAGAGAGAGCCAACAGUGAACUUCUGGACAGUGACGACAGCGGUGAGAGGCUGAGAGAGCAUGUGGCGCUUCCUCUCUAGAGGAUCACUUACUUCUGUAGAACACAAGCUUGCUUUUUGAUUAUUAUGAUUAUUAGCGCGAUUUGGAUUGAUAUUAGGGGUGUAACGGAUCACAGUUGAUCCAUAAUCUAUGUGGAGGAUGACUUAUGGUUUGGAGAGUAUGUGACCCUCUGAUUAAUAACUUGUUUUUUAAAAAUAUUUUUACCUGUAGAUUAAUCCAGCUUCUGCAUCAUUCAAAUAUAUAUCGCUUGACUUAUGUGGCUUUCCUGCAAAAUACAAUGAUGACAGAAGAAGUUGUGGUGGUACCUAGCCUAAAUGUUUCAUUAGGCUAUUAAAGGUGUUUUCUGUCACUUCUUGUUUAGCCUGCAUCAAUGCAUUCAGUGUAUAGCUUCAAAAUAAAACAUUAAAAGAUCAGGAUCUCAAUUCAAACACACACGCAGCAUAAAUUUAUGACCAGCCAUCAAAAAUGUGUCACUAAAUAAUUGUUAAAAACUAUACAUCUAGUAAUAAACCAUUCAUUUCUUUGAGUGAGUUACUGAAAUGUUAAUUGAAAAUGAGUUCAUUUUCACAACACUAGCAGACAUCCUUUUCUAUAGUAUUGAAUAUUUUGCAAUUUAUUUUUAAUCAGCUGGUUAUUUCUUAAUUUUAUUUUUAUUAAAAUGACAGGUUUUAAGUUAUGUUUGUUAAAAAUAAAAGUUUUAAGCAUUACUAUUACUAUUAUCAAAUUUGUCUCCUCCACUUUUUGGCUGAUUUGUGUCUCAGAAACUGUAAUGUUAUCCAAACCGUGAGAUUUGUGAUCCGUUGCACCACUAUUUGAAAUAAUUUUGUUCAUUUGUUGUGGGCAUGCAUAAAUAAAAUAUAUACUCAUAUACAUAUAAGUGCCAUGUACUGCAUUGGUUCAUUAAAUUCAAUUGUUCUCUGACAUAGGAGUUAUGUGGCUAAGGUAAGUCAAAAUAAGUCUUCAGAAACCGUUUUUAUGUGCUUAUUUAUUAUCCCAUAAAAUACUCGCUGAUUCAGAAGGUUCAUAUUGACAGUGGUGCUUAUUGACUAUAUUUGGAAUCAUUGCAGAAAUAUUGAUAAGCUCUGCUCUGAUGUGCUUUCUCACUCUCAUACACUUAUGCAUAAAAUGGUGUGCUCUGCAAUAAACAUGAAAAAUAUUCAUACUUCAUUUAAAAAAAAUAGAUUUUUUUAUGAAAAAAAUUUAAAUAUUAAGAGUAGAUGCCUUGUUAAACCCUUUAACUUAAGCAGUGAAGCUUUAUUUUACCUACACUGCGUGAGCGAGCUGUCUAAUUUAAGUCACAAGAGUAACUUAUUUUAUACACAUGUUGUGUUGCAGAUAAAAUAUAAUGUUAGACAAAAUUCUAAAUAAACUUAAGAUAAGUUACAUAUAAAAUAAGACUGUAUUUAAUAUAACUUGACAAAAGAGACAGACAGAUUUGUGUUGUAUUUUGAAGCUUUAAUGUAAAUGUAAACACUGCCAGGAAUUUAUAUCAACCUCUGAAUGAUGUUUAAUAAAGUGUAUUGCUAUUAUUUCACUUUAGAAAAAUGUCAAUACUUC